Messenger RNA from Medicago truncatula (barrel medic), 2904 nucleotides. RefSeq names its product pentatricopeptide repeat-containing protein At1g05750, chloroplastic. The transcript is spliced from 2 exons. NCBI's taxonomy places the organism in Eukaryota, Viridiplantae, Streptophyta, Magnoliopsida, Fabales, Fabaceae. The coding region runs from base 1120 to 2673 and encodes 517 amino acids. The record is from RefSeq and is a predicted model, not a curated record. Gene Ontology annotation, molecular function: RNA binding; protein binding. Gene Ontology annotation, biological process: RNA modification.
AUUUCCCUCUUACUUUCUCUCUCUUCAUCUUAGAGAGAGAAACCACUUCUUCUUCUCGAAUUCAAAAAUAUCAAACCGUAAUCAACGCAAUUACUCCACAAAUUAAUCACACUGUUUACACUAUCACUUUUACCACAACCAACAUAAUUAAUCAUCAUUGCCAGCGUGAAAGUGAGAAACAGUUGAGUAUAACCACAAAACGUUCAUUCAUUUCUCAAACGGUUUCUUUCAAAAGCAAUGUAGUAGACAGUGGCGGAGCCACGUGAGGACUGGGUAUGGCGAUGUCCUGCCCAUUAAUUUUGUGAAAUUACCAUAAUACCCUUAAGCUAAUUUGAAUAUUACAGCUAUGCCAUUCACACAUUCCUUUUUUCUCAUAACGAAAAGAAGCGUAUCCUUUCCAUUUCUCUCUCGCGAGUCUGCGACCGGGAACCUCCAUCUCCUCUACCUCACUCACCGGCAAUCAGGCCCCGACCGGCGACCUCCGUCGAACUCAUCGCCACCAUCUCUUCUCUCUGUAUCGUUCUCUGACUCUGAAUCUUCAUUUGUCUCAAUCUCUCCACAAACCCUAAAACUGUUAAAAAACUUAGCAUUGUCAACUGUAUAAAAGUCAAGAUGAAAAAUAAAAAAAUCUAUUCAUUUUUUAAGAGAAAGGCCGAUGAUAUUUGCUGCUGGGUGUUGUGAGCAGCUGUUAAGAAGGUUUACUGCUGGCUAUAGCGUGUUUCUGCUUGUCUGAUAUAUGCUGGUAACUGUGUGGCUGCCUAGUAGGUUUGGUGUUGGCUGAAGUGUGUUUCUGCUAUUGUGUUGCAGUCCUGUUUCUUUUGGAGCUUUAUAGGAUUUAUUUUGUUUAUUGCUCUGCUGUUUGUGUUUUGUUCCUUUUAUUGCUCUGCUUUAGGAAUGGAAAAAAAAAAACUUGAACAAAUGAAUGUGUGAGAAUUUUUUUGCUGACGGCCAUCUCAAUUUUUUUUGUCUGGCUCCGCCACUGGUAGCAGAAGAAGAAAACGAAAACCCCAACACACCAAAGAGUGUUUUUCGGCUAUAUCAUAUGUGUCCAGAGCAAUUUGAGCAACUUUGAUAUAGGUACUCAACCAAAAAUCAGUUACCACCACGAUUGAGAGAAGAAUGAUCCUUACUACGUGCAUUGCAACCCCAACACACCACCCUGACCCUCCAAAACAACCUCCACAAAUUCACCCUCCCUCUACAUUUUCUCCCCCAAACAACCCCAACAAAAACCAAACACUCUCUCUAAAACACAAACCCAACUCAAACCAAACCGUAUCAUGGACAUCCUCAAUUUCUCACCACUGCAAAAAUAACAAUUUCCUCAAAGCAGCUUCCGAAUUCAUCCAAAUGCUCGAAGCCGAAGUCGAACCCAAUCACAUCACCCUCAUCACUCUCCUCUCUGCUUGUGCCCACUCUCCCUCCAAAACCAGCAUCACCUUUGGAGCUGCAUUACACACACACGCUUUCAAACAUGGCUUUGCCAUGAAUGAUGUGAUGGUGGGUACUGCAUUGAUUGACAUGUAUGCCAAAUGUGGGAAAUUGGAUUAUGCUAGAUUGGUUUUUGAUCAAAUGGGUGUUAGAAAUUUGGUUUCUUGGAAUACUAUGAUUGAUGGGUAUAUGAAAAAUGGUGAUGUUGAUGAUGCACUUAAACUGUUUGAUAAAUUGCCUGUGAAGAAUGUUGUUUCUUGGACUGUGGUUAUUGGUGGGUUUGUUAAGAAAGAGUGUUAUGAAGAAGCUCUUGAGUGUUUUCGAGAAAUGCAGCUGGCUGGUGUUGUGCCAGAUUUUGUGACUGUUAUUGCGAUUAUUUCCGCGUGUGCUAAUUUGGGUGCACUUGGUCUUGGCUUGUGGGUUCAUAGACUUGUGAUGAAGAAAGAGUUUAGGGAUAAUGUUAAAGUUUUGAAUUCUUUAAUAGAUAUGUAUGCGCGAUGUGGGUGUAUAGAGCUUGCUCGUCAAGUGUUUGAUGGAAUGAGUCAGCGAAAUUUGGUGUCGUGGAAUUCGAUCAUUGUUGGUUUUGCGGUUAAUGGGCUUGCUGACAAGGCUUUGAGUUUCUUUCGUUCAAUGAAGAAGGAAGGGUUAGAGCCGAAUGGAGUUAGUUACACGAGUGCACUCACAGCGUGCAGUCAUGCUGGGUUGAUUGACGAAGGACUGAAAAUCUUUGCUGACAUUAAAAGAGAUCAUAGAAAUUCGCCGAGGAUUGAGCAUUAUGGUUGCUUAGUGGAUCUCUAUAGUAGAGCAGGGAGGUUGAAGGAGGCUUGGGAUGUGAUAAAAAAAAUGCCUAUGAUGCCUAAUGAAGUGGUGCUCGGGUCAUUGCUUGCAGCUUGUAGGACUCAAGGGGAUGUUGAAUUGGCUGAAAAAGUGAUGAAGUAUCAAGUUGAAUUGUACCCUGGUGGAGAUUCAAAUUAUGUGCUUUUUUCUAACAUAUAUGCUGCUGUUGGAAAAUGGGAUGGUGCGAGCAAGGUUAGGAGGGAAAUGAAAGAACGUGGCUUACAAAAGAAUCUAGCUUUUAGUUCCAUUGAGAUUGAUUCCGGCAUUCAUAAAUUUGUGUCCGGUGAUAAAUAUCAUGAAGAGAAUGAUUAUAUUUACUCAGCCUUGGAGCUUUUGUCUUUUGAGCUGCACUUAUAUGGCUAUGUUCCUGAUUUCUCUGGAAAAGAAUCUGAUGUUGAUGAUUGAAUUUUGUGACUGAGUGCACAGUUACAUAACUCAUUCACUAGACCUGAAAUGUACCAAUUAAAAACAUUAAAACCUAAACUUUUCCUCAUGUUAUGUAGCAAAAGGUAUAUAGUCAAUUUUUAUUGCAUCUUAUAUGAAUUAUGUAGAAAAAUCAUACUGUUAAAAAAAAAACACAGUUUGCUUAUCCAUGUUACAAGCGACAAUGUCUCUAUCUAGAUUUCUAUUUAUGUA